Schistosoma haematobium is the source of this 13214-nucleotide messenger RNA. RefSeq names its product DENN domain-containing protein 4C (gene DENND4C). The record is from RefSeq and is a predicted model, not a curated record. NCBI's taxonomy places the organism in Eukaryota, Metazoa, Platyhelminthes, Trematoda, Strigeidida, Schistosomatidae. Gene Ontology annotation, biological process: regulation of Rab protein signal transduction. Bases 115 to 7731 code for a protein of 2538 amino acids. Gene Ontology annotation, cellular component: cytoplasmic vesicle. The transcript is spliced from 29 exons.
GUUUACAGGCGGGUCAUUGAAGGUGAUCGGUCUAGUUAACCUGAACUAUUUACUCAUCCACACGAUAUGAUGGAAAUCCAUGACUUGUGAAGUUCAAUAAUAAAUCCUAUUAUCAUGAAAACUCAGAGUCUUCCGGAACGUCUUGCAGAAUAUUUUGUGAUUUGUGGCUUGCCCAAGAAUCCAAGUACAUAUGACGUUUCCAAGAUUCUUACACAUGCUGAGGAGAUAAUCGCUCCCAAUACUUCGAUUGACUUCACGCGAUUCCCUGAACCUAUUGUUGAUAUUAAGAUUGUUAGUUUAAGAGAGAAAGAAGAAAUACCGGAAGGGUAUACAUCUAUUAAAUACAGUGUCUCUGGAAAACACAAAGCCAACAUCCUUUUGAAUUUUGGAGAGGAGGCCUGUAUAUGUUACCGUAGAGGACGAGAUCAACCAUUUAUAAAAGAUAUCGACACUUUGGGAGAGAAACAAUGCCCUAAAACUAACGCGGUGGUUUUGUCAAAAACUAUUGGAGGUCGUGCUGCGGACUUACCCAGUUCUUUAACGAACCGUUUGUUUUUAUCAUAUCUACGAGGUACUGCCGAGAACAGCAUUGACUGCCUAGCAGUAACUGAUCUAUGUAUUAUCAUUCCGGAAAAACAAGAGACUUGUCCUCCAGCUUACCGACAAGUCACGGAACCUAUAUGUAUAAGUUCAUUCAGAUUAAAAGCCUAUAUUUGUUAUCGCAAGUCACUUGUAAAACAAUGUAUAAUUUCCUAUAAACCUGAGGUAUUAUAUUGGUAUAGAGUUCCAAGCGUUGAUUACAAUUUUUCAAAUCCCAGUAUACAUAAUGAAAAUUCGCAGUAUCCCUUGGUUGUUCCCAACAAACCAUCUAGUGACCCUCCUGAAAUGUGUGACCAACUCAACAAUGGGAUGGAUGAUAAAACCUGUUCAGAUUUUACACCAGCAUCUCAAGUUGCUCCAUUAGAUCCAGAUAUAUUUCAAGUAGCCAAUUUCUGUCUUCCAUGGGGUGCAUCAAUUGAAUCAUGGUCUGUGAAUCAAGAUCCACCUGAAGUUAAUUCUUUCACAUUUAUGCUUACAAAUGAAGCCUACCAAAAGCUUUAUGGUGUUGCACUUACUUUCUAUGAACCUUAUAUUGAAGAAUUAGAUCUACAUAAAUGCUACUGUUUAGGAGUUGAUCCAGAGUUAAUUAAUUCCAGAUCUAGUACAGAUUCAGUAAAUCAUGAAUAUGAUCCUAAUGAAGAGGCAAUAGCUAAACGACAACGUCAUUUUUUAGCAUCACGUGUUGGUGAUCGUGUUAUUGGUGUGACGAAAACUCUUUGUAUACUUUCUCGUUGGUCAUUCACUUUACCAUUUUCUAAUUUUUUGGGAUUUCUAUACAGUCGAUGUUUGUUAUCAAAUAAUUUGGAUAAUAUUCCAUUUGAACGGUAUUUAGGUUAUUUCUUAUUUGAAAUUCCUUUUCCUGAUCGAGCAAUACCAAGUAUAUCUGUUGAUCUAUGUGCUGCUCCUAUUCUAAUUCAACGUCCAGAUGACACUAAUGCAUCUUCUUCAAGUUGUGAAUCAUUCUUUCGUCUUUUGGAUAAUUUAAGUGUGGAUUUAAUUAUUCAGUUAUUGGUUCAACUACUUACUGAACAAAAAAUUCUUAUGUCAUCUGUACGACAUUCAGUAUUGAGCGAUAUUGGUGAAGCUCUAAUAUACAUGAUAUUCCCAUUGAAAUGGACAGUUGUAUAUAUUCCAUACAUAUAUAUGGGCUGUAUUCAUGUGAUUCAAUCACCUUCACCAUAUUUAAUUGGAAUGGACUCAAGAUUUUUUGACUUUUUCCGUUUACCACCUAAUGGUGGCAUUGCCUAUCUUGACUUGGAUACAAAUAAUUUCAAGCCACCAUUAGCACCGGGUCAACCAAUAUUUGAUUCAAAAGUUCUCCCCAAAAAACCAUUGAAGCAAUUAAAAACAAGAUUAUUAGAAUUAAAAGAGAAAAUAUUUCAAAUGAAAAAUACUCGUAAAACAUCAUCUAAAAUGAUACCUAGAAAUAUGAUGUUAGAUUGUAUGUUUUCAACAUCAAAUUCAGAAUUAGCUCAAGAUGAAUUAAUUAAAGUUCGUAAACGUUGGUUACAAGAACUCAAUGAAAUGACACAAAUUGGUUCAUGUAUUAAAGAAGCACUUCUACAAUUUAUGGUACAUUUAUUGAAAGAUUAUCGUUUAUGUCUUGUACCAGUUCGUAAUUCUCAAACGGAUAUUAUGUUUAAUAUUGAACAUUUCUUACGAGAAUGCGCUGAUAAGCAUACAAUACCGUUUUAUCGUGCUUUAUUCGAAACACAACAAUGGAAUAAUUUUGUUCGUGAUCGAAUUUACGCUUCAUCACGUGAUGAAGAAUUGGAUUAUUUCGAUAAUCGUAUUGAAUUAUUGCUAGAAAGUGAAUCGAAAUCUCGACCACAUCAUCAUCAACAUCUUCAUCGUUCUCGUAAUAAUAUUAGUUUAACAACUAUGAGUAAUAUAUUCACAAUUAAACGAUCGGCAUCAUCGUCUCAUGAACAACUGAGCAUUACAAAUAAUCAUAAUAGUAAUAGUAGUAGUAAUAAUCAUCUGAGCUAUGCUGAUCAUAAUAAUCAUUCAGAAGAUCGAUCAGUGUCAAGUAACACAUCGAUCAAAGAUAGAUCGGAUGAAUCGACGGAUUCACAGCUUUCAAGUGAUUUAGGGCUUUUACCUAAUAAUAACAAUCUGUGUAUAACAGUUAUUAGUCCUCCAUGUUGGCCAGUUCCUGAAUUCGUCGACACACCUCAACUGCAACACUUAUUAUGGACAAAAGAACAUUCACUCGGUUUUUUUCCAACUAAUAUUAAUUCUACAUUAUUAGACUUAUUAGCUUCAAGAGCAUUUCUUUUAAAAGCUACUUUGUCAAAUAAUUCUAUAAUCACACCAAUGUUUAAUGUUAAUGAUAACCCUGAUAAUUCCACUCUAAUUACUACAUUGAUAACAUCAGUACCAGAAGAGGUUAAAAAUAAAGAGAAUUGCAUUUCUUCUAAUUCUACCAUCUGUAGUGAUAUGCUUUUAUCACCAACUCCUGUCAACUGUUGGUCAAAAUCCCCAGUAAAUACCAAUAUAAUAAACCAUAAUCCAGAUUCUCGAACACCGACUGGAAUGUCAAUAUUAAUGAUGACAAAACUACAACUUAACACUACUCAAAGAUUUGGCUCAUUAAUGUUAGUAAACAGUCCAUCUCCACUAAUUAUUCGUUCAAAUCGUCCAGAGAAUACGAGUUUAAUUGGUUUGAGUACAAAAUAUUGUUUACCAGUGAAUAAUGCAACUAUUUUAAAGCGUACAUCGCAAGAAUUACGAUAUACGCUAAAUCAUUGUAUUAACAUUUCAGAAACUGAGGAUUAUAUGAAAGUCAAGUAUUUAGCAGGAUCUGCCUAUUCAAUUUGGUUUAUGUUAUUACCAGGUUAUCUAUCUUCUGUGUAUAAAUACUAUACAGAUGAAAUUGACAAUAUAAAUCAUUGUGUGAAUAAAACUGAAAUUGUUAAUGAAUAUCAUAAUGUACAACAACAGAGUGAAAGUACAGGGUGUAAAUUAUUCAAUCCUGUUAUUAGUAACAACAAUAACGAUAAUAAUAAUAAUAGUAAUAAUAAUGGUAAUUAUCUUGAAGUGACGAAUGUAAUUAAACAAAUUAUAAUUCAAUCGCUUGGUGUAUACAAGAGAAUACACGACUAUGAACUUGAAGUUCCUGAUCAGGUUGCUUUACGAAUAUUGUUAGUGUUAUUGUAUCAAAAUCGUAUUGAAAAUUUCGAUUUACUGAAGUUCAUUAAUUCAGUAGACUGGUCAUCAUCGUCAUCUGGAAUUGCGAAUCAUAUUUACAAAGCAUUUGAGAAAGAGCUGAGAGAACACGAAAGAUUGGAAAACGAACGUUUGAUGUCCACAUCUAAACAUCAUAGUCAUCGUCGUUCGGCUUCUGCCGAUACUGAACUGAUUCCAUCUACACAAAUUAAUAGUUCUGAAAAUACAACUGGCGUCAUAGUACCUCAACCGUUUAAUUCAUCUGAUGAUCUUACUGAUCAAGGAUAUUCAACAUUGAAUAUACAUGAAGAUAAGACAAGUUCAGAUCAAGACUGGUCACCUGUUGUUGACCAAUCUACAAAUAUCAACAAUGAUUCGAUGUCAUGUGUUGUUUCAACCGAUGAUAAUCAUCCACUUCCAAUGGAACAACAUCAACGAAUUCAAGAAUUAACAGAAAAUCAUCAAGAAUCAUCUGUUAUUGGUAACGGUGACGACACUUUAUGUCAUCACAGUUCACAGUCAAAAGAACACAUAACUAGUUGCAGUUCAAAUACUGUCAGCCAAUCUAUACCUUCUUCCAGUUUAAAUUGUCUUCAAACAUCAAGCUUGAGUAAUGUUGAACAAUCAGAUCCAACUAUAGUUAUUGGUAAUGAUGAUGAAAAUAAUGUAACACACGUAAGGGAAAACCCUUCAUCAAUAGUGGAGAAUCAUAUUAGUGCUCCUGACACUGUUAAGUCUGUCUCUGCCUCAGCUGACGUUAUUAAUGAUCACAACAAUAGUAGUAGCAGUAGUAAUGGUACCAAUCUCAGUGAUGAUGAUUCAUGCGCAGAUGAUGAUGAAGAUUCUGAAAAUGAACACAUUCAUUACGGAUAUAAUUUACUAUCAUCAGCGCUAUCAAAAAUCAAACGUCCAUUCCUUCAACAUUAUAAUACUUCGCCUGCUACUACGACUACUACCACUCAUAAUCCGUCAUCGUAUCAUCGUACUCCUUAUUCACAUCAUAGUAGUAUAGAUGUGACUCGAGAUAAUAAACAUUUAUUAUUUUCAAAAUCAUCUAGACAAUCAUUUGAUGAUAAUUCUUCGUCAAUUAAUGUUAUAAGACAAUCAGCGCAUCAUCAAAAUAUUAUGACUAGUAUUCCGACUACCACUACUACCACUUCUGUUACUACUACUAAUGAUAAUUCAAAUUUGACAGCUACACUUGUGGAUAAUAAUAAUAAUAAUAAUGUUGAUAGUGAUGAUGAUGAUGAUGAUGUUGAAGACAACGAUGAAGACAAUGAAGAUGCUAAUGCACAAACCAAAGUUUCAGUUGUUCAUAAUGCACUGAACUUUUUUAAUAGAUCUACAUCGGAUUUUAUCAAUCGUAUCAAUAUGAAUCGAUCUUUAUUAGAUUGGCGUUCUCUUAUUCCAAGUUUAUCCACAAAUCCAACUCCACAAUCAGGUAGACGUGCAACUACUUCAAAUUGUUUUACAGGUUCAAAUUUAGCUAAUCAACAUGGAGGUUGUCAUGUUCAACCACAAAAUCAAUAUUAUCCUUUACCACCGCAAUAUCAACCACAAAGUGAACGUAUUUCACGUGUUUCAUGGUCUAAACCAUCAUGUAUAGAAAUGAAAAAUACUGAUUCAACUUAUAAUCAAUCUUCUGAUAAUAUCCCAUAUACUAAUACACAUAAACUAUCAGACUCUGGAUAUCUUGUAAAUCCAAUGAAUAGUAGAUUAUUGGAUAUGAAUUAUCAUUAUUAUGACAAUUACUAUAUCAAUAGUAAUGGUAAUUAUCAAUUAACUAGACAAUUUCCACAAGUUAAUAAUGCUUUAAAUAGUGUUUCAUCAAAUCAUUAUGAAUGUGAGUAUCAUCCUUCAGCUAAUCACGUGGAUGAUUCAAACUCGCUGAAUGAUAUGUGGAUCAAUGUCGCUGGUCCAUUACUGGUUGGCGAUGUUAAUCGGCGUAUAUCACCUGCCAAUACACGUACAAUACAUUUGCAACAGUGUUUAUACCAACAAUAUAUGUACAAUAGUACAUCACCAUUAUCGGUACCAGCUCCAUCAUUUUAUGUCAAUCAAAAUGAAUCAUCUCAUGUUAUCCCAACACUGAAUAAUACUUAUCAUGGAUUAACAACACCAAAGCAUGAUAAUUCAACCACUUCAAUACCAGUUACAGUAGCAACAAUAACAACUCCAAAUAUUGCUUCACAACAGCUGACUUUGAAUCCAGAUGAUCAUCAAACAACUUCAGUAGUUAGUGAUUCUCGUUUAUUUUCAAAAAUCACAACACCAACUGUCCAAUCACAAUCCCCGCUUCGUAGCCAUAGUGAUAACAAUAGUAAUAAAGAAUCAUCACCAUCUUUUUCUUCCACAUCGACAACAAUAUCAGAUGGUAGCCAACUUCCUAACGUUAAUGGAAACAAUAAUAAUAAUAUUAUUACUCAUUUGAAUGUAUUCAUCACAACUUGUUCCACAUGUCCAAAGUGUAAACAUUAUGUUUAUGAUGAAGAGAUAAUGGCUGGUUGGUCUACAGAUGAAAAUGAUCAUAGAACAUUUUGUCCAUUUUGUAAAACUUACUUUAUACCACAAUUGUCAAUACGUAUAUUUGGUGAUACAUGUGGAGGUGGUGGUUAUAAUCAGUCAGCAAAAUUACAACAACGUCAACAGUCAAGAGAACAACACUUUCGUACAACUUUUUCUCAGUCGUCGAAUAAUCCGUCCACUCUCCAGUGUGAUAGAAAUGAUUCAACUGAAUCAAUUCAAUUUAAAUCAUGCACCUCAGCACCAGUGCAAAGUACUUCUAUGGGUCUAAUGGAAAUGACCUUUUCUUAUUUAAGUCCAUUUGUCAUUAGAAAAUCUUUAGAAACUAUUAUUCAAAAUGAAGGUGAUGAAUGUUUACAUUGUCAAUCAAUUCAAUAUUCUUUAUUACAUCGUCAUACUCAAUUAACAUGGAAUUUAGUAUGGUUAAUGUAUCGUUUAGGUUUACCAACAUAUUUAUUAGAUUCAUUACCAUUAUGGAUAAUGAAUUAUCAAAUUGAACAACGUAUUAAAUUUAAAACAAAUCCAUCACAUACUCAUCGACAUCAUCAUCAUUGUUCACAACAGUGUAAUUGUAAUAAUAAGCAAAUACAUAAUAACCAUUCAAUUAUAUUUACUGAUGCACUUUAUCAAGUUCAUUUAUCCCCCAAUUUACCUGUAUAUAUAUCAUUACGUUGGAAUGCAACACAUCCUGUACGAAGCGUUAUGAGAAAUUCAUUGUAUAAAUAUUGGUCCAAUUUUAGAAAUUCAGAUCAAAAUUCACCUUGGUCUUUGGUUAGAGUGACCAGUUCACAAGAAACUUUGAAUCCACAAACUAUAAAUAGUAAUGGGAAUAGUUGUUGUUCAAUUCAUGCAACUAUUGAUCAGUUGAUUAAUGCUAUUAAAAAUGAUAAUAUGCGAUUUGCUGUAGAAUAUCUCAUACAAAUACGUGCACAUCUACAAUUUAAUUCUUCAUUACCAUUAACUAUUACACAAUCACGUACAACAUUUUCACCGCCACCAUCAUCAUCAUCACCAUUAACAACAAUCGGAGCAACAACUUCACCAUCAUCAAUACAAACACAAACAUCAGAAUUAUCAUCUGAAAUAAAUAAAAAUCAGUUGAAUUCAAACAAUACAAAUCAUGUUCCAUUACAAUCUACAGUAGAGAUAGGAGAUUUUAAAAUGAGACGAAAUAAAUUAAAUCAGCAAAAUCGAUGUGGUAAUAUUGAAUGUUAUGCAGCAUGUUUGGAAAAUUCACUUUAUCGUGAAUUAUUAUUUUUAAUUGUACAAGCAUUGUCACGAACAUCGUUGGAUCUAAUGUCAUUCGACGAAAAAUAUGAUAUAGUUUAUCGAUCAUUCAGAAACUCUGGUUGUACAUUUCUAACUGAUUUUGACCAAUCACCAACCCUGAUAGCUUCACUUUGUCGUCAAAUGCUACGCCCGUUAACAUUGAGACCAUAAACUAUCAUUAAUUAGCUGUGUAUCGUUUUAGGCCAAAAUUACUAUAUUGAAACCUUUCCAGUUUGUUUUUUUUUCGUUUCUCUUCCUUCUCUUUGUCCACAUGAUCAAUAUGAAUGACUGGAAGACUCCAUGAUAUGAUGAACCAUUCUAUCUCAUUAUGCAUCAGUCAAUCAGUGAAUUAUUCAUAUGUUUUCUACUUACAUUGUCAUAUUUAUAUAUGUAUUUUGUUCAUUUGUCAAUCAUGUAUUGUCGGUGUGUGUGUGUGUGUGCGGAUGAAUGAAUAGAUGGAUGAUGAACGUGUGUACGUACACCUCAGUUAUUGGCUGUGAAAAGGAAAUAUAAUCAUGUUACUAAAUUGAUUUACAUUCAUCUAAUUUCAUUAUUCUUACUUGUUGAUUCUUUUUUUUUCUUUCUUAUUUAUUUUUGUGCAACUCAUUCUUAGUUUUGUUGUUAAGAUGAGAACUUAUUUUGUGGUUAUAUAUCAUCACUAUUCCUGUUAAAUAUUACUUGUAUUACAAAUGAACAUUGUUCGUUAUUAUUAUUAUUGACCACUUAGCUAAAACUAGCUUAUUGUGCAAUGAUGAUCAUUAUGAUACUUUGUAAACAAAUUUCUUAAUCCUUUCUCUCUAUUCAUUGUCAUUAUUCAUUCAGUUGUCUUAUUCAUUCACUACUGUCAUUAUCAUUACUAAUUAUAAUUACGUUCAUAUAUCUAUCUAAUUCGUAUAGUACUAUUCAAUACAACGUCUAGAUAGAGAAUAUAUAUACACACUGUAUUGGUAGAUUUAUACCAUUAUACAUAUUAUUAAUAGUUACUUCAUUGCCUAUAUAACUAACUGGGGAUAAUAAUAAUAAUAAUAAUCUGCCCGUCGUCGUCGUCACCUCUGACCCCCCCCUCUCUUGUCACUCUUGUUUAAUAUAUCAUAACUAUUCUUAUACAAUUUCGAAUGUAUGAUCGAAUAGAAAUAUCGAAAGUAUUGAGAGUUAAAUAAAAAUGCAUGAAAUUAUGUCAUCAUUUAUUGUUGACUUUCAAAUAUCUAUUUGUUUGUUUGUUUACAAUUCUCUUGUGCUCACUUACUCUUACAUAAUUAUGAAUGUAUACACACAAUUUUCUUGUUGUUUAAUCUUUUUUUUUCUUUUACGAAUUUUCACUUUUCUUUUCCUCUUUCUCAAUGGAACAACAUUCCAUUCGAUAUUCUUUGUGUAUAACACUUUCAAGUUUCAUUUAUCUUUAUAUUUCUAUUCAUGUAUUACUCAUUCGUUUUAAGUAGUAGUAGUAGUAACCUACUAACGUAUCGUCAUGCUAUUCCCCUAGUAUAUUCAUAUAUAUAUUAUGCUGUCUUAUCGCAUCUUUCAAUAAGAAGGUUUCUUGUUUGUUGUUGUUGUUGUUUUUUUAUUGAGAAAGAUUAAUUUAUUACUACAGGCAUUUAUCAAGUUGUGUUGAUUUCAUUAUAAAAAAAAGAAAGAAUAAAACUUUUUAUAACUACAAUAGCUUCUUUUUUACUUUCUCUCAUUGUUAUUGUUUUAGUUGAUGAUGUGAUUUUAUCUUUUCUUUGUUUCAUUGUUUAUAAUAAUCUAAAUUGAUUAUAUAAAAUGGGUAGAUGAAUAUUAGUAGGAAGGUGUAAACCUAUCAAUUUUGAAUUAGAUAAGCACACAUAGAAGAUAUUUCUAACCUAGAUCGGAUGAUGAUAGCAACCGAUGGUUAGAGACCUUGAAUAACAUGGCUCAAAAUCGUUUGCAAUGGCGCAGGUGCAUCCAUUGUUUGUGUUCUCCCAAGUUCUAAUCUCCUGAUUCCUCCUUGUCUCUUUUUUUUCUCUUCCCAAAUUUAUUUCACUAGAUUAUACUCCUUGAAUAACACCUUCAAACCCUAAUGCUUCCGAUUACUGCUUAUACUCUUACUACCUCUAACCACCAUGGGAUUUGAAUCGACAACUGCAUCUCUGUGCUAAUAUGGUAUGGCAAGUCGAACUGAUGUACGUACGUAUGUUAGGUUUGAAAGCUUCACAAGUUCACUUAAAUCUACGAACGAGAACAAGACUAAGUGACCAAAGACCAGUAAUCUAGCUAUUGAUGCGUUCUGGCCCCGCUAUCUAGAAGGAGAAGUCCAAGUUUGGUAUGGAAAAUAUAUUCUGCAAACAGCCAGAAACGAGCCCACAAACACAAUUUAAAACGUAUUUAUACAAAUAUAUUUUAAUCAAUAUUGUCAUAGUGAAAUGUUUUUAAACUUUACUCAUUAAGUUCAUCAAUCGACAGCCAUUUAAUCGAUCAGUUCGUCAAUUGACUGCUAUUUAAUCGAUAUGAUAAAAUUACAAAUAUGAAUUUAGGGGAUAUACCGUCCCCAACAACGUACGAAGUUCUACGUUGUUGCUAACUGACUGAGAUCGGAAGAUAUGUGGAGUGAGAUGUUGAUUAGAUGCAUUGUGGAAUAAUCGGUUUCAUAUCAUUGUGUGCCUUGUUUUUACCUAAUAAAAUGCAUUGAGAUGGUAUUUGGUCAUAAGUACAUGAUAUAUGUAAUAAAUUCAACUAGCCUAUCAAUGAUUCACAGAAUUUUGUUGUUUACUGAAAAUUUACAAAACAGAGUACUAUCUGUGAUAAAUCUAGUACUAAGACAAAAUGCUCGUCUAGUGUUUCCAGAUUAUUUAGUGGUUGUCUAACUUAGUUUCAUGAAAAUUCGACAAUCUCCACGACCUCAUACUAAGAAUCUAGUAAAGACUAAAUUUCUGUUGAACGAUAGUCUAACCUGUUUCUAGAGUUAAACUCAGAUUUAUUUCAGAUCUUGUUUCCGUUUAGUAAUUAUAUUGUGUGUUCAUUGUAAGCUGUCGUUUGAAUUGUUCAUUAAUUUUCUAUCUUUUAAGUAUAAAAAAAGACUGUUUCUGAAUAUCCAACAUGUUGCUAAGGUAUUGAAAUACGACUAAAAUUAACUUAAACUGGGAUUCAGAUUCACCUUGGUAUAUUCAAUUUUCUUUAAAAAUCUCUUGUAGAAAUUAUAGUAGUUUGAAACUAAUUAAAGAGCUUACAUCUACGAAACCUACUAGGAUGGUACGUACCUGGAAGCCUGUGUCUUAAAAUAGUCUUGUAUGCUUCGAGAAUCUGAUGUUUCCUGUUUUUUUUCUUUCCAAGUCACAGAUAUAGUUAUCUAUCAAGAUUCAUUAAAAUGUCCCCUAACUAAACACUGUAUAAAACCUAGUGACAUUACGAACCUUCGUUCUAGGAAGUAAGCUGAUGUUCUAUGUUAUCCGUAAACAAACUGCCUAAAUCAAUCAUUUUUAAUGAAUUUUAUGCUAAAAGUGUGCAAGAAAAUUAGAGUAAUCCCGAUACUGUGUCGAGUAAUAAAACUAUUAAUUUCAGGCUCAUACCAAUGAGUUCUCAUUUUCUCUAAACUAUAGAAAAUCUCCCAAUACUGACACUUCCACUUAGAUUGAAGAACCGAUUUAAACGUCCCAUCAAAUUUAAAUGGUCUCCAUUAAAUUCAGAAGCUCAAGUUCCAUCAAGAUUUAAUUUGUCAACCAACAAAGUAAUUCUUCUAACGGACAAAAGUCUUGUAUCAGGCCAAAUAUAGCUCUUAAUUUCAUAAUGCAUAUGCCAAUCAUCCCUGAAUUAUUGCCCAACUUCAACACCAAUAAUUAGUUUAAUCAGGUAUGUAGUGAAGAGGAACAAAAGAUAGAAACAAUUAAUGAGGCUUACUCUGACUAAGGAACGAAUUAUGAUCUGACACAGGAUCAAAGGGAUUUCAAAUUAGAAGACUGAUUAGCUUGUUAACGGUUAGAUGAGUUGGUCUGAAUUCCAUGCGAUUUCAUACGAACAAGCCUCAUGAUUUCACAUAUUCUUAGCAUUUAACGUAAGACUUACAAACAUUGAAAUUAUUUACAUAUAAACGAUAUGAUCUUGUCUUAUUUUAUCAAUCCAGUUAUCACUGAAACUCAGUAAGUAUAUCUGCUGAUGCCAAUUAGUUAUAACGCAAAUGGAAGAAUAACCUUCGAAUAAUGCAGUCUAACUGUGGUGACGUACCACCGGUGAACUCGAGGAAGCUGUGAGAGGCUCAGAAGGAGCCGAAGACAUCUCAUCCAAUCACCUCUCGGAAGAAUAUUCUAGAAUUCCAACGUGUAGCUUCCCGAUUGGAUAAUGCUAAUAACCCCCUGUAUGCGGAUUGGAAGACUGUAAUGAUGAUUUCGUUCUCACUAAAAGCUAUAAAUACCUGACAAUUUUGUACUAUGAUUGACACUGUUUGGAAUAAUAUUCCUUUCGUUAGUCUUCUGUCUUCUUACUGCGACUUGGAAGGGUUUGGUGUUCUAGUUCUCUGUUAUACGCAGUAGUAUCAAGAAAAAUCAACUUUUGAAGAUAUAACACUAACCUUGAUAUUGUAAAACCUAUACAAUAACUGGGUAUUUUUUCAACACUCUGAUGAACAAACUUGGUAAUUAUACUGAAAUUCUUUACAAAGAAUGAAGAAAAAAGUUCUUCACUUUUCAAUGGAUUAUUUUAUUGUAUUUGAUCAUCUAGCUUCAUUUCAUCAUGAUUAAAUAUGAAAAAAUUAUCAGGAUAAUUCACUUGAUAUUUGUCGGGUGUGAAACAGUUAUCCAUCUUAGAAAAUGGAUGAAGGGUUGUUCAACAUCAUGGAUCGACUGAAGUUAUGCAUUAACACCGUUGGAUACUGGCUCAGUAGUUUAAAGGUUAAGCGUUCGUGCGCGAGACCGAAGGUCCUGAGUCUGAUUCCCGCGUGCGAAGAUGUGGGUCCCCACUACUGAGAAGUCCCAUGCUAGAACGGGAUGGCUAUUCAGUACUUUCAGGUUUUCAAUAGUGCUCUAGCUUAGAUCGAAUCGUGAAUUCGACAAUGAAAAUAACACAAACCUCCAGACUGAAAAAAAACUUUAGCUUGAAAUAAACAUUAGUCGUGAAAACGACCACAUGUUUGUGCCGACGAUUGCAUCACAAGCUAUUAGUACCUUAGCGAGAUCUGUGGAGCUUAUUGAAAUUUAUAUUUUACAUCACGAAGUUCAAACAUGGGGUAAUUACUCACUAGUGAUAUUGUAAGAUAUUUGCUCGAUGUAGCAAAUUGAUUGAAAUUUUACAGCUCUGUGAUCCAAAUGUGAAGCACUUGCUUCAAAACCUGGUGAAAGUCCUCAACUCUACACCCUGUGGUAGGCAUGUUGAUGUGCACACUGCCCACGAGUCCCUAACUAGGAUGAAACAGCUGUCCAGUGCAUCCUGAUUUUUAGCAGGUGUCUAAUUAACGUCGGUUUGCAAUAUAAUUUAUAAAGUUUGUUAAUACCUUCUAUUCCGUAAAGUAGGCCAGUUAUAACUUCAUGGAAAAAGGUGUUACUUACAAAAUGCCUUUAACUGUGGUUCAAAUUAAUAUCUUUGUAUUUCGUCUUUUUAAUAUUUUUUAUGAAGAGGUGAGUCAAUUGUAAAAGCGUUCGAUAUUCAGUCACUAAGUAGCAUGUUCAAGUGUCACUUACUAUAGUUGGAUGAACCAGUUUUUAUCACUA